Messenger RNA from Lachancea meyersii CBS 8951, 777 nucleotides. The record is from the annotation of a GenBank genome assembly. NCBI's taxonomy places the organism in Eukaryota, Fungi, Ascomycota, Saccharomycetes, Saccharomycetales, Saccharomycetaceae.
AUGAGCACGGCUGCAGUAGCUAAUAGAGGAGCCCUUCUAUCGCAGCAAAAGGACUACAACCAUGCCACAGACUCCGAGUACAAACGUCUGAGAGGUUUGGCGGACGAAGCGUACAAGAAACGUCAAUCGUUAUCUCAGCAGUCCCAACAGGCGUUCAAAAGUGGUGACAAGGGCGAGGCUCACAGCCUCAGCAACAAGGCGAAAGACCAGCUCCAUAUUGCCGAGAAAUACAACAUGCAGGCAGCGGAAUACGUUUUCACCCAGAACAAUGCCGAUAGCGACAGCAACGAAAUAGACUUGCACGGGCUGUACACCAAGGAAGCGCAGUGGAUUUUGCAGAGACGGAUGGCGGCAGGUAUCGCCAAUCAGGAGCAAAGACUAGAGGUGAUUGUGGGCAAGGGUAUCCAUUCCCAAAAUGGUAUUGCCAAAAUUAAGCCCGCAGUCGAGGAACUGUGCCAACAGGCCAACUUGCGUAAUUAUGUGGACCCCAAAAAUUCAGGCGUAUUGAUCAUCGAACUACAGGGCGCACAGGUCCCCAGCGACUGGGCCUCCAUGGACUAUUCGACUUUUGCCCGCAACAACACUUCGGGCGGCGCCAAGCCACAACAACAUCAAAACGGCCCUCACAACUAUACUCAACAGCAGCAACCCCAGUAUCAGCAACAGCCACAGCACCACAACCAGAACCAGAACCAAAACCAGAACAACAACAAGAAUGAGGAUCUUGUUACUUCACUAUUGAAAUUCUUGUGCAUGUGCGUUCGCAAGAAUAUGUAA